GGGAAACAGGCCCUGCCAUUUUUGGGGUGCAGGGGCAACAGGACCCUGACCCCUCUUUGUGAUGUCAUGUUUUGAUGCAGUUCAUCACCCUAAUAAACCUCUGGUCCAGGACAGCAGCCACCCAUCUGGUGAGUGACCGGCGCUCAGUCAGCUGUCUUGAUCCAGUGAAGAAAAUGGCAUGCCUCUGACUGUCUGGGGGACAGGAAAGCCCAGGAGGCAGUUCAUUUACUCUCUGGAUUUGGCUCGGCUCUUCCUGUGGGUCUUGUGGGAGUACGAUGAAGUGGAACCCAUCAUUUUGUCAGUUGGAGAAGAAGACGAGGUCUCUAUUCGGGAAGCGGCCGACUGCAUCGUGAAGGCCAUGGACUUCAAAAGCGAGCUCCUUUUUGACACGACCAAGUCGGACGGGCAGUUCAAGAAAACAGCCAGCAACAGCAAGCUGAAGCGAUACCUUCCGGAUUUUAAGUUCACGCCCUUUGAACAAGGUAAGAAACGCUUGGAUCUUGCCCCGGCGGCAGCCGCCAGGAGAAAAGAAAAGCGAUCCUUCGGGCCUUCCGAGCCCUGCGGCAUUUG
Molecule: messenger RNA, 570 nt
Organism: Pogona vitticeps (central bearded dragon)
Lineage: Eukaryota; Metazoa; Chordata; Lepidosauria; Squamata; Agamidae
Source: RefSeq, a predicted model, not a curated record